AUGCUGUUGCUUUACAAUCGCGAUUUCGGCGACAUAGCAGAAGACCAGGUAUCUAUGUCGAGGGAAGACCGAGCAGCCCUGACUGUCGUCACCGAAACGACACGACACAACGGAACCCAAUUUGAAGUGCUGUUACGCUGGCGAACGGGAUCCAAUCGACUGCCAGACAAUCGAGACACGGCACUCCAUAGGCUCAACUACCUGAAGGGUCGAUUAAAGAGGAACGAGCAGUUGAAGGAAGCCCACUUUAACGCCAUGAAAUGCAAACUUGAGUUGGGAUAUAUCGAACGCGCAAUGGGAGAAAUCGAGAAGGAGCAACCAUUGUGGUACCUUCCGCACCACCCUGUCAUAAACCACAAGAAACCUCAGAAGAUCGGGGUUGUCUUCGAUUUUGCUGCCGAGUGUGCCGGGAUUGCCCUAAAUGACCGUCUAUUACAAGGCCCAGACCUGACUACUCCGCUGAUUGCGGUGCUGUGCAGAUUCCGGCUGGGAUCAGUUGCAGUAGACGCUGGUAUCGAGGAGAUGUUCAUGCAGGUCAAAGUCCCCGAAGGGCAAAUGGAUGCGCUACGGUUGUGGUGGUGGCCGGAUUAA
Echinostoma caproni is the source of this 591-nucleotide messenger RNA. NCBI's taxonomy places the organism in Eukaryota, Metazoa, Platyhelminthes, Trematoda, Plagiorchiida, Echinostomatidae. The record is from the annotation of a GenBank genome assembly.